This is a messenger RNA of Magnolia sinica, 3940 nucleotides long. RefSeq names its product E3 ubiquitin-protein ligase PRT6-like. Lineage: Eukaryota; Viridiplantae; Streptophyta; Magnoliopsida; Magnoliales; Magnoliaceae. Gene Ontology annotation, biological process: ubiquitin-dependent protein catabolic process via the N-end rule pathway; protein ubiquitination. Gene Ontology annotation, molecular function: ubiquitin protein ligase activity; zinc ion binding. Gene Ontology annotation, cellular component: cytoplasm; ubiquitin ligase complex. The transcript has 6 exons. Bases 183 to 3737 code for a protein of 1184 amino acids. The record is from RefSeq and is a predicted model, not a curated record.
GAACAAGGGGCGCAAAACCCAGAGAGAGUGAGUGAGAGAGAGAGGCCGAUUGGAACCAUCCCCACCGUAGAAAUCCACCCCCUCUUCUUUGAAAGUCCCUGUCAGUAUCCAUCUUCCAUCUGUCUUUCUUCAGCAACGCUGGGACGUAGAGGCUCAGGAUCCAGCUCCGUUUCGUGCCCGGCAUGGAGCCCCAUUCCUCGCCGGAGCCGAAACACAACACGCCUCGGGAUCGCAUCCUUUGGAGACUUGAACUGUGUGAUGUUCCCAAGGAGAUGUUAGAUCAUCUGCAGUCGGGUUUAGUGGCUUUCACAAAGGAGAACAAGUCCCUGCUGCCCGAACUGGUGUCUGCUAUAUUACCUAAUGAUGAGGAUGUACAUGAGGCGCUCCAAGCGGCCAAAAUAAAAUCUGGUGGAAGCUUGAAGGGACCAAGUAUGAAAGAGCAGUUCCGUGAAAGCUUUGUGUGGUUGCAGUGGCUGAUGUUUGAGGAAGAACCCCGAGCUUUCCUCAAGAGUUUGGGAAAAGGGGGUUUAGGCCAACGUGGCCUGUGUGGAGCCGUUUUGGGGCGCAACAACAUUGCAUACCGUUGUCGAACAUGUGAGAACGACCCAACAUGUGUAAUAUGCGUUUCGUGUUUCCAGAAUGGCAAUCACAAAGACCAUGACUAUUCAAUUGUGCACACAUCAGGAGGAUGCUGUGACUGUGGGGAUGUGACAGCAUGGAAACGUGUGGGCUUUUGUUCAAAGCAUAAAGGGUUGGAACAGAUACAAAGGCUCCCGGAGGAGAUUGCGAGCUCAGUGGGGCCCGUCAUUGAUGCCCUUCUUGUUUGUUGGAAAGAGAAGUUAUUGUCAGCGAAGGCUGCUGCUAAGGCGAAACCUAGAGAUGGUGACUAUUAUAUACGUGCAAUGGCUGCGAAUGAGUUGUCUUUGGCAGCUAUUGAAAUGUUGCUUGGUUUUUCCAAGCACAGUGAGAGUCUUCUUUGUUUUGUUUCGAAACGGAUGCUUCUGUCAAUUGGGUUCUUGGAUGUUCUCGUGAAGGCAGAGUGGUUCUUGUCCAAAGUAGUUGCCAAGAAGCUCCUUGAAUUGCUAUUGAAAUUGCUUGGUGAGCCUGUCUUUAAGUAUGAAUUUGCAAAAGUCUUCAUAAAUUGUUAUACCGUGAUCAUAAAUGAAGCCAUAAAAGAGUGCAGUGAUACUGUUUUCAAGAAGUAUCCUCCGUUAGUGACUUUCUCUGUGCAAAUAUUCACUGUGUCGACUCUAACUCCAAGACUUGUGAGGGAGUUGGACCUGCUUAAUGUUAUGUUGGGAUGUUUGAGCGGCCUUUUUCUUUCUUGUGUCAGUGAAGAAGGUUAUUUACAGGUCAGCAGAUGGGCAAGUUUAUAUGAAACGACUCUUCGUUUGGUUGAAGAUAUUCACUAUAUAAUGAGCCAUGUUGAAGUUCCCAAGUAUGUGAUUCAGGAGAUGCCUGACUUCUCCAGAACUUGGAUGGAAGUUUUGACUCUUGUGCAAGGCAUGGACCCUCAAAAGAGAGUAACGGGCCUUCAUUUAGAGGAGGAAAAUGAGAACAUGGAUGCACCUUUCGUGCUGGGGAAUUCUAUUGGGAACAUACAUUCUCUGUUGGUGACCGGAGCAUUUUCUCUCGAUGAUGCUGAAGAGAUCAUGCAAGAUUUGGAUGAUGGUGAUAGCCUGCGACAUGCAAAAGUGGGGAGACUUUCGGAGGAAAGCUCAAUAAGUAGUAUGACAGGGAGAAGCAGUUCAUUAAGUCAUAUCUCGCAGGUGACAGACAUAAAUUUUGGUACAAGUUCUUCUGUUCCAUGGCCUGUGACAUGGUUGAUUUUUGAGUGCCUGAAAGCUAUUGAAAAUUGGCUAGGACAUGAUGCUGCACUAAAGAAGCUCUUGGAUUCUUCAUCUCCUGGUACUAACAGCAAUACUCGUUAUAAUACAUCGACAUUGAGGAAAUCAUUAUUGAAGAUCAGGAAGGGCAGAAAUGUCACGAGGGGUUACCUGACAACAUCGAUGCCUGAAGGAGAUAGGUCUAGAAGUAGAUUGACUGGUUCAGUUGAGUUUCAUGGGAGGCUUGGCUCUUCUUUGGCUGUUUAUGGUGGAUUUCAUAUGAAUGCUAAAUCAGAAAGUGAAGGGAGUGCAGCACCACCACAGGACAAUAACCCAAUGGAUGUGAACGACUUGGAGUUUGAAAAUUGCUCCAGUUUGGGAGAUCUUUAUGAUAGUACCAUCAAGACAGACCGUGCCAUGGAAGUGGAUACCUUGGGUGUAUUGAGUUUGAAAGAAUGGCCGGAAAUAACAUAUGAUGUCAGUUUGCAAGAAAUAUCUUUUCACAUUCCUUUGCAUCGAUUGCUCUCACAAUUGUUGCAGAAGGCGUUGAGAAGAAGCUGUGGUGAUCCUGGGCUCACAGAGAUGAAGAAUGGCAUUCCUACAGGGCCUUUAUCUGCAUGCUAUCACAAUUUCUUUGAGCAGGUUCUUGAGGGUUUCCAUCCACUUGGGUUUUCUGCCUUUGUGAUGGAGCAUCCCCUACGGUUAAGGGUAUUUUGUGCUCAGGUGCAUGCUGGCAUGUGGCAAAAGAAUGGUGAUGCUGUCAUAUUAAGUUGUCAGUGGUAUCGUUGUGCUCCUUGGUGGAAAGAAGGAUUAGAGUUUGAUCUAUUUCUGUUGCAAUGCUGUGCUGCUUUAGCUCCACCAGAUCUAUUUGUUAAGAGGAUUCUAGAAAGAUUUGGGUUGUUGGAUUAUCUGUCUCUAAAUCUUGAACAAUCUAACAAGUAUGAGCCAGUGUUAGUGCGGGAAAUGUUCACUCUUAUCAUACAAAUAGUCAAAGAACGGCAGUUUUGUGGACUAUCCACAGAUGAAAAUUUGCGUAGAGAGUUGGUUUAUAAGCUGUCUGUCGGAGAUGCCACUCAUAGCGAGCUGGUAAAAGCUCUUCCUCACAACUUUUGUAAGAGCGACCAGCUUCAGAAAACUGUGGAUAUGCUUGCAGAAUAUUACAACCCAUCUGGGACGAAGCAGGGUAGAUAUUCACUGAGGAAAGAAUAUUGGAAGGAAUUGGACCUGUAUCACCCUCGCUGGAACUCGAGGGAUUUACAAGUUGCAGAAGAAAGGUAUUUAAGGUUCUGCAAGGUGUCAGCUUUGACAGUUCAGUUACCUCAAUGGACAAAGGUCUUUUAUCCCCUCAAUUCUCUCUCUAGAAUAGCUACAUCCAAGGCGGUCCUUCAACUUGUCCGCACAGUGCUAUUUUAUGCUGUAUUCACAGACAAAUAUUCUCUAUCACGUGCUCCUGAUGGAGUUCUUCUAACAGCUUUGCACUUACUUUCACUUGCGCUAGAUAUCUGUUCCAUCCACAAACAGAUUGGUGUGGCUAAAUAUGGUGGCGAUCAGUCAUGCUCAAGUACUUCAUCUGUUGAUGAGGAUUUGUUCCCUUUGUUGACUUGUGCUAGUGAAGAAAUUGAUGUGGGAGCAACUAAUGGGCCUGAUGAAUGGAAGCAGCAAAGCAUGCUUACACUACUGGUUUCAUUAAUGAGGAAGUUUAAGAAAGAAAAUGAACACAGCCUUAUGGAAGCAAGCCCACGAAACUUUUCUUCUUUAAUUGAAAUUUUAUUGAAGAAGUUUGGUGAGCUUGAUGCUGGAUGCAUGACCAAACUACAACCCUUUGCACCUGAUGUGGUACGUCGUCUGUCCCAAAUGAGUUUGGUUGAUACUACGAAGAUAGCAGCGCCUCCUUCUGAUGCUGAAGAGUGAAAGGCAAAGGUUCGAGAGCGGCAGGCUGCCGUAAUGGUGAGAUGUUAUUUCCUACUUUUUAAUUGUUUAUUCCUAUCAAGGGCCUGUUUGAUUUCCACAAUUACCUGUAAAUAGCCUGUAAAUAGGUCAUUAUUACUUUUUAUACUAGUUUGGUUUUUUGGGGAAAUUACUUGAUUGAAAAUCAUGUGAAUUUUAAUGGAUUC